This is a messenger RNA of Cotesia glomerata, 1422 nucleotides long. It is a transcript of the gene TrpRS-m, whose product is annotated as tryptophan--tRNA ligase, mitochondrial. The record is from RefSeq and is a predicted model, not a curated record. NCBI's taxonomy places the organism in Eukaryota, Metazoa, Arthropoda, Insecta, Hymenoptera, Braconidae. Gene Ontology annotation, biological process: mitochondrial tryptophanyl-tRNA aminoacylation. Gene Ontology annotation, cellular component: mitochondrial matrix; mitochondrion. The transcript has 5 exons. Gene Ontology annotation, molecular function: tryptophan-tRNA ligase activity; ATP binding. The coding region runs from base 296 to 1396 and encodes 366 amino acids.
UAGAGCGUACCUUGGAUUGUUUUUUUAUAGACAUUCUCCACAGAGAAUGAAGUCACUUUUACACUUUUUGGUACAAGAUCUACUAAGAGCUUUGUAAACUUGAGUGAGCCCAUAUCGAACACAAGAAAAAAAAAAUAUGAUAACAGCAUCUACUAUAGCACAUAGCCCUCUAUGGGGCCAGAGUCACAAAGAAAAUAAAAUUAUUUUACUUUGUCGGCAAGAGUGUGACUUACAUUAGGUACCUCGUGAGAGAAUUAAAUUUUCAAUUAAAUUUAUUUAUGUUUAUUAAACGAUAAUGUCAUUCACAAUAAAGAAUAAUGUGAAAUUAAUUAUCAAUAUAUUUAAUGUAAAAAUAAUAUUUUCUCGUUUAUGUAGUACAAAGAAAAAACCAAUUUAUACCAAAAGAAUAUUCUCGGGUAUACAACCUACUGGUUCAAUGCAUUUAGGUAAUUAUUUAGGAGCAAUUAAGGAAUGGGUUAAAUUACAAGAUGAAGCUGAAUGUCCACUUUGGAGUAUAGUAGAUCUACAUGCAAUCACUUUGCCACAGGAUCAUAAAGAGUUGAGAAAAAACAUAUAUGAAAUGACUGCGACGCUUUUAGCUUGUGGUAUUGAUCCUCAGAAAAGUAUUAUUUUUCAACAAUCAACUGUAUCGAGACACACAGAACUAGCUUGGACUUUGGGAUGCAUGUUAACAAUGAAAAAACUUGCUCUUUUGCCACAAUUCAAAGAGAAAAGCGAAACAUUAAAAAAUAUACCUGUGGGUUUAUAUAUUUAUCCUGUUUUGCAGUCAGCAGAUAUUUUACUCUACAAAGCUACAGAUGUACCUGUUGGGAAAGAUCAAUUACAACAUCUUCAUUUAGCUCAACAUUUAGUUCAUUUUUUUAAUGGGAAAUAUGGAGAUACAUUUCCUGUGCCUAAUCCAUUAAUAAAUGAGUCAAGUGGAAGUGUUAAGUCAUUGAAAGAUCCUUCAAAAAAAAUGUCAAAAUCGGAUUAUGAAAAAAAAAGCCUCAUUAGAUUAAUUGAUGAACCAGAAAUAAUUAAGAAAACAAUAAAAAAAGCGGUUACAGAUUUUACAUCAGAAAUCACUUAUGAGCCUUCUUCACGACCCGGUGUUUCAAAUUUAGUAAUGAUUCAUUCACGAAUGUUAGAGAAAUCACCGGAAGUGAUUUGUAAAGAAGCUCAAGGAUUGAAUACAGUCCAAUACAAAUCACUAGUCACUGAUGUAAUAAUUGAAAAAUUAACACCUAUACGUCAAGAAUAUAUGCGAUUGAUGAGUGCACCUGACUAUGUAAAUAGUGUUUUAAAAAAUGGAUCAUUAAGAGCAUUGCCAUUAGCUGAUCAAUGCUGGCUCGAGGUUCGUGAAAAAGUUGGGUUUUCUGGAGGAAUGUUAAAAUAACAAAAUCAAUUUAUAAUAAAAAAAUU